UCCUUUCCCUGUGAAGAGUGAAGAUGAUGAAGAGAAACCUAUGUUAUCACAGCUUCAUCAAAGAGAACCUGAAGAGAUAAAAACGGAAGCUGGUGGAGAGGACUGUGGAGGACCAGAACCAGCCAUGAAAUCAGAUCCAGAUACACAUUUACAACCAGAUACUGGAGACUCUUCUGAACCUGAGACUGAUUGGAAGGAGACCAGAGAACCUCAGUCAGGUUUAAACUCUCUGAAUAAUGAUAGAUUCCCUGUUAGUGAUUCAACAUGUACCACUGAUGAGAAAGCAUUUAGCUGCUCUGAGUGUGGGAAAAGAUUUGUCUGGAAGACAAGUCUGAAGAGACACAUGAGAUCGCAUACAGGAGAGAAACCAUUUAGCUGCUCUGUCUGUCAGAAUACGUUUACAGCGAGUGGAAGUUUAAAGGCACACAUCAGAAUCCACACGGGAGAGAAACCAUUUAGCUGCUCAGUCUGUAAGAAAGCUUUUACAGUGAGAGGACAUUUAGAGAGACACAUGAUAAUUCACACAGGAGAGAAACCAUUUAGCUGCUCAAUCUGUAAGAAAGCUUUUACAGUGAAUGAAAGUUUGAAGAGACACAUGAGAUAUCAUACAGGAGAGAAACCAUUUAGCUGCUCCGUCUGUAAGAAAGCUUUUACAGAGAGAGGGAAUUUAAAGAAACGCAUGAGAAUUCACACAGGAGAGAAACCAUUUCGCUGCUCAGUUUGUAAGAAAGCUUUUACAGAGAGAGGACAUUUAGUGACACACAUGAGAAUCCACACAGGAGAGAAACCAUUUAGUUGCUCAGUCUGUAAGAAAGCUUUUACUGAGAGAGGACAUUUAAAGGCACACAUGAGAGUCCACACUGGAGAGAGACCAUUUAGCUGCUCAGUCUGUAAGAAAGCUUUUAUACAGAAAGGACAUUUACAGAAACACAUGAGAAUCCACACUGGAGAGAAACCAUUUAGCUGCCCAAUCUGUAAGAAAGCUUUUACAAUGAAUGGACAUUUACGGCAACACACGAGAAUCCACACUGGAGAGAAACCAUUUAGCUGCUCGGUCUGUAAGAAAGCUUAUACAGUGAGUAGAAACUUACAGAUGCACAUGAGAAUCCACAAAGGAGAGAAACCAUUUAGCUGCUCCAUCUGUAAGAAAGAUUUUGUACAGAGUGGAAACUUACAGGCACACAUGAGAAUCCACACAGGAGAGAAACCAUGUAUCUGCUCCAUCUGUAAGAAAGCUUUUAGAGCGAGUGGAAGUUUAAAGAUACACAUGAGAAGCCACACGGGGGAGAAACCGUUUAGCUGCUCAGUUUGUAAGAAUGUUUUUACAUUGAGUGGAAGUUUAAAGCGACACAUGAGAAUCCACAAAGGAGACAAAUCAUUUAGCUGCUCAGUCUGUAGGUUGGCUUUUACAGAGCGUGGACAAUUACAGAACCACAUGAGGACCCAACACGUGAGUGUUACAAGCUCCCCCCUUGUUUUGCUUCUCCCUGUCUGCUCUGCUCAGGUGAUCCUGAUUUGAUCAAUAGCAGGGAUUAAAGUUCUUAGUGGCUACAACGGAUGUAUCACUUCUUUUUUUUUUUUUUAAAGGCAACUACAAUUGUUAGGAUUAUAGUGACACAACCAAGACAGCUGAUAAGGUAGGCCAAUCUGUUGAACUUUUUGGGGUAUGAUCGAUUGUGAGUGCGGGGUGCGCGACACAUGGAUGCAGCUAGGCUGUCAAUAAUAACGGCGUAACGUGGUGUUUUAUCUUAAAUCCGUGGACAUAGACAAAGCUCUGGCCCUAAACAUCCAAGCUCGGGCGCAAAUCAAUCAGUUGUCAGCAAAGAAAAGCAAACGUCUCAUACUGUGCUACUAACGAGCUAACGUUAGAAGGGGCAAGUGUCUGAGGGUCUGGCCAGAGAUGCCGACCAGCUGGCGGACGAGGCUGACAGCCAUGUGGCUGAAGUUGGCACAACAAGCGGAUGGGCGUGCGAGUCAGUCUAGCACUAAUGAAACUGGGGUGCUGGAAGACCCGCCUGCCGGUUCCUGAUCAGCUAGCAACGGAGAGAGAGGGUUGUGAAUAUGACGAUGACGGUGUCGGCGGUGCUCCACCUUUGGUAGGGUAUGUUUGAAACGCAGCCAACAUGCUAACACACAUUUGACGGUAUCACCCGGAUGUGCUAAUCACCAAAAGGGGUGCUAUCUGUAUAGGUAGAUGUGAACAGCCCAUGACUUGGCCUGAAAAAAAAGUUCCCCCAAAAGAUUUUGAUUUGAUUUGUUAGACAGUAACAGAAAUAAAUGCAUAUCAAGAUGCCAUCACAGAGACAUUGCACAUUUAACAGAACUGUCGAGGAUAACACAAGAAAGUUACAAACUUAUUUCCAUUGUGGUCCUCGUAACGAUUGUUUUUCACUUAAAUCCCUGUGUUGGUGGUUGGCUCCGCCCCCUGUAUUUAAGGAAGGCUGGAGGACUCUUUCAGACUGCAGCAGCUGUGCACCAGUGUGUAUGUUUUUUUGGGGUGAUUGAGGUCUGAGGGGUACGGCAAAAAAACCAAGAUGGUAUUUGGAACUAAAUUCAUGAUAUUUGGAUAUUGUACUAUAAAUACAGACGUAUAAGUAGUAAUUGAUAACAAAAUAAUUGAAAGAGUCUAUGAAAUGUUGCAGAUCUCAUCUGAACAGUCAAAAACUCUCGACCGAGUUUAAAACUUUUACAGCCAACUUAUUAAAAUGUCUGGUUUUAAUCGGGCGUGAGUCUUUUUUUUAAUUUUUUUUUUAAAUGUUUUACUACACUUCCUUACAUAAUGUACAUGGUUUUAAACACCUAAUAGUCUUCAGAUAUACACAGUACUGUGCAAAUGU
Messenger RNA from Perca flavescens (yellow perch), 2837 nucleotides. Its product is annotated as gastrula zinc finger protein XlCGF57.1-like. Lineage: Eukaryota; Metazoa; Chordata; Actinopteri; Perciformes; Percidae. The transcript is spliced from 3 exons. Bases 41 to 1519 code for a protein of 492 amino acids. The record is from RefSeq and is a predicted model, not a curated record.